CACCAACGUGCCAACAAAUUUACGAUUUAAGAUUUUGGUGGACAAGAAAUCAUGGAGUGACAACGCUCAUGGAGAAAAUUUUCGUAAGUGUUCUUUUUUUGUUUGUAUCACAUGCAGUUCUUGUGUCAGAGUCCCAUGACACAGGCAGUUGAAUAUGACAUAAAGACAUGAAUAUGACAGGGACACAGGAAUAUGACAGGGACACAGGAAUAUGACAGUGACACAUGGAUGUGACAUGGACUCCUGAAUAUGACAGAUAAGGUACUCAAAACCAUACCACUCAAAAAGCAUUUUCCUUACACCGUAUUAAUUUUACAGGUUGGGAAAUAACUCAAGUGCAAUAACUCAUGCUCUUGAUCUUAAGUACGAAUGACGUGAAGACAUAAUGACGUAAUAACCUAAUUGCAGAAUGACAUAAUAAUGUAAUGACAUAAUGACAUGAGCAUUUACAUGUCUGUUUCUUAUAAUGACCAAAUGAUAAAUAUUUUUUUUUUUUAAUUUAAAAAAAAAAUAUUUCCUUGAGUUUAAUUUCAUUAUUAAAAAGGCGGACACCAUUUUAAGACACAUAUAACCAUAACAAUUAUUAUAUUUCAAGCGCGCUCUGGUAUAAGGAAUUGCGACAUACAAGCAUACGGUGGUAUCACAUUAUACGAGAUUUUGGGGGUCCGUAAAACCGGUAUGAGUGAAUAGCGGGGCUAGACCCCAUUGUAUUCGUACUCGCAUUAUAGCGGGGCUCGACCGCAUUGUAUUCGUAUUCGCUUUAUAGCGGGGCUCGACCGCAUGGUAUUCGUUUUCGCUUUAUAGCGGGGUUAGACCCCAUUGUAUUUGUAUUCGAAUUAUAGCGGGGUUGGACCGCAUUGCCAAUAUGUAUAUCAUCCUAGCAUUUAAUAAUACAUUUUAUUUUGUUACUGAAGACGAAUUGUCCACGUAUGUUUUAGUUUAUGGUUUGAACGGAGUGCUGGUCACGCAGCAGCAGGUGGCCCAAAUGUUCCUCAACUACUGGCAGAGGACGCGGCAACACAGGCAGCAGUACGCCAUCAACAUCAGCACCCAGAAGAUGCCGAGCGGGCCACUGUACACGCGGGACAAGACUGCGGCCCGCCUAACUCUGGCCCUCACCUUCGGCUUCUUUUUCAUUGGCUUAGCCUGCCUGACAGCACGUGACAUAGUGGAGGAGCGGGAGACCAAAGUCAAGGUCAACAAUUUAAAAAAAAAUUAUUUAAAGCAGACUUCAGUCAAGAAUGGUCAGAAAAAAAUGACUUUAUGUUUAUUAUUAUCAUAAUUUAUUAGUUUCCUAAAAAAAAAAAUAAUAAUAAUUCAUAUUGAAGCGGUCGUAGAUUUUAAAUCAUUCCCCCCACCCCAACUCCUACACUCCUACAUCAUUUUUUUUUUACAUUUCUCGGAUGAUCAAGCGUUAGCCUAAUGAUCGAAUAAGUUGACAUUAACUCAACAUCAUUCAACUUGUUUAUUUAGAUGACUCUUGUUAAUUUAUAUAACAAAAGCCAAAGUGGGUCUAUCCCCUCCUUCCUGGAGUGCUGUAAGCCUACCACCUCCUCACUCCCUCCCAUGACCCACCUCCUCACUCCCUCCCAUGACCGACCUCCUCACUCCAUCCCAGGACCUUGUCAAUGUGUUUAUAAAUCUAUAUGUAUAAUUCGCCAGUGAAACUAGGGCAAGAAGACGACGACGAAAGCAAGACGCAGGCUGUAUAUGGAUACGCCACAGCAAGCAAGGCGCAGGCAAACCCUCCCCUAACUUCCCUUGCCUGCGCAUCGUUGGUCUCGAGACAUGCGCACUGCGGUGGAGCUACCGCCCCCGCCCACUCCUGCACCACCCUCGCUUGCCAGCCACGCGCACACUCCAACAAUCUCGCGGCGUCUGCUAAGCCGCGGGUCGGCUAUAUUUAUGGAGUUCAUUUUCGUAAAAUCAAAAGUGUGCAGUGACGUUAAUGAAAAAAAAAAAAGGGGGGGGGGGGGGGUGUAGCAAAAUUGACAUUCUUAAAUGUUCGUAACUUGAGUUCACGUUUUUGUCAAGUAACUUUAGUACAUGGGAAGUUCACGCAAUGCUGUCGCCAAUGUUUGGCGAGCUAUAUCUAGUAUUUCUAUAAUUUGUUUCGAGAGUUCACGUUUAAUAUUAAAAAAACAUAGAAUUGCAGUUUAAAAAAUGUAAAAAAAAAAUAAAAAAUUGUUGAAUAUUCAAUAACAAGCGAUUAAAAUUUCGCUAAUAGCUUAAAUAAAUCCCGCCCUUUUAAUAAAAUCCAAUAAUUUGCAGCCUCUUACUCUAUGCCCCCCCCCCCCUUUUCCCCUAAUGAGACGCUUCAGACUAAAACGAUCUUAAGAAUGGUUUGGCUUUUUUAAUGACAAAUGUCUUUUUAAAUUAUUUUUCGUAAUUAAAUAAAUUAAAAGAGCUGAAAAAAAGUUCAUUCGCAAAAAUUUAGCCAACACUUUUAAGGAUAAGGGCCUAAAAUAAAUAUUGGCAGUAGUUAUGUAUUCUGCAAAUUAAAAAUAUGAUAUUGAACUUUGUAAACAUUCAUUUAUGUAUGAAGUUGCAUCCCAUGGCAACGAGACAAUUAGACCAGUUAAGCCUCUCUUAAAAUGACGAAAGCUAAUGCGUGUUAAGUAAGAUGGAGAUGCAUACAAUGUGACCUAUGACCUUUCGCUUGAACCACCGAGCAGAGGCGUAGCUAAGGGAGGAGGGGGGAAGAGGGGGGGGGACUGAUGUCCAUGGGCGCCAAAAAGUGCUUUGAUAUUUUUGUGUUGAUGAACUUAAUGGGGUUGAGAGUUGAAAAAUGAAAAGGGGGGGGGGGCCCUUUAAAAUGAAUCUUGUCCCCGGGCGCCAAACACUCUAGCUACGCCUCUGCCUACGGGUAAAAAUUUAAGUGUAUCUAAGUGGCAUUUUGAAGUUCAUCGGAAAAAUGUUCCGAGUAUGAGCUGAACAUUUGGAAAUGUAUACUUUAUUUGUAUACGAAUUCCCUCAUAUAAAUUCGCACACUAAUUAAUGUAUAAUGUCUUUUGUGUCAGGAUGCCCUGCAGAUGCUUGGGGUCAACCUCUUGACCUACUGGAUGGCCUUGGUCAUCACAAACGUCCUCCUA
Molecule: messenger RNA, 3092 nt
Organism: Lymnaea stagnalis (great pond snail)
Lineage: Eukaryota; Metazoa; Mollusca; Gastropoda; Lymnaeidae
Source: the annotation of a GenBank genome assembly